AGCGACCCGGACGCACCCAGCUUCGACCUCGAGACGGACCUCAAGGCGUACGAGAAGCGAAAAGGGCCCCGUCUCUCGCCGGGUGAGCGACGACGACGACGAGGAGGAGGGACGAGUCGCUUCUCUCGGCAGUGUUUUUCUCGUCCCUCGGCCACCGUCCUCGGUUUACUUCCAGUACCCUUCUAGCAGCAAUGGCUCCCUCCGUCGUCUCCGCCAAGAAGCAGACCAAGGUCAAGGUCGCCCCGACCAAGUUCGUCAUCGACUACUCGGGCCCGGCCAACGACAAGAUCUUCGACGCCGCUGCGUACGAGAAGUUCCUCGUCGACCACAUCAAGGUCGAGGGCAAGACUGGCCAGCUCGGCGACGACGUCAAGCUCCAGCGUGAGGGCUCGGGCAAGCUCUCGGUCACCUCGACCGUCCCCUUCUCCAAGCGCUACCUCAAGUACCUCACCAAGAAGUUCCUCAAGAAGAACCAGAUGCGUGAGUGGCUCCGUGUCGUCUCGACCGACAAGUCGACCUACACCCUCCGCUUCUACAACCUCUCGUUCGACCAGGAGGCCGAGGCCCAGGACUAAAUUGCUUCUCGCGAGUUGCAAUUGUGCCCUUACCCCCACC
Molecule: messenger RNA, 615 nt
Organism: Rhodotorula graminis WP1
Lineage: Eukaryota; Fungi; Basidiomycota; Microbotryomycetes; Sporidiobolales; Sporidiobolaceae
Exons: 14
Coding region: 192-575 (127 amino acids)
Biological process (GO): cytoplasmic translation
Cellular component (GO): ribosome
Molecular function (GO): RNA binding; structural constituent of ribosome
Source: RefSeq, a predicted model, not a curated record